CCGCUCGGCGUAGGGAGAGGCGCGUAGCUGCAUCCUCCUGGGCGCCGCUUUCGCGCGGCGGGUGCUGCGGCGGCGGGGGUUUUCUCUGCCCGGAUUCCUCGUUGGGCAGAAGAGCCUGGUGCCGGGGGCGGGACGGGCAAGAGAGCGCUGCAGACCCCAGUUCUUUUGCCUAGAGCUGUGUGUGUGUAGUUCCGGGCCAGUCGGAGGCUGAGAAGCGGCGGGGGCUGCCGGCAGUGCCCUCCCGGAGGGCAUCCUCCUGGUGAUGGAAGAAGCGGCUCCUGCCGCCGCGGCUGCAGGGUCGCGCUGCGCCCCAUCUGCCACCGCCAAAGAGAUGGGAAGAUUCGGGGCGCGGAGACUGAGAGCGAGAGAGGCGGAGCUGCUUUGCCGGGAACCGGGUCCAGUAUAAGCCCCCUCCCCCCCUCAUCUCCCUCGGCCAGCUUCAUCCCCCAGAGCGAGGAAGGAAGCUACAGUCCCGAGAGGGCGGCGGAGACGCCGCUGGAGCCGGGCGCCCUGAACUCGGCAGAGCAGAAAGCAGGGCUCCGGGCCCGGUGAAACUUUCCCUUCCCCAGCCGCAGGGCGCCCGCUGCCCAGAAACUCUGCUCAGGGCUUGGGCUGCCAAUUCGCGCGGCCCCCCUCGGAGGCGUGGGGACCCCAGGCGGAAAACAGCUCUCGAGAAAUCGAGGAACGAGUGACAGGACUGAACGCCAGGCCGUGCUCCUGGGCCGCCCGGGGGCGCGCCCGCGGCUCCAGGUCCUUCUCGGAGCCGCUGCCAUGGGAGAGCCAGUCUUGGGCGCCGGGGACCAGCCGCCGCUGCUGCCGCGCCCGCCUCGGAGCCGCGGCCCCAGUCCCAGCGCCCGAAGCAGGGCCGCUGAGGCCCCCUCCCGGGUUACAGGGCCGCCUCCGCCGCGCUGCCGGCCCGGGUUGUGCCUGUGAUGAGCCGCAGCCCGCCGCGAGCCCUACCCGCGGGCGCGCCCCUCGGGUUGCUCCCAGCCGCGCCCGCCGCCGGGCCGCGCGCCCUGCUCCCGCCGUGGCCCCGGCGCCUGGGUCGCCGCUGGCCUGCGUCUCCGCUCGGAAUGAAGGUGUUCCGCAGGAAGGCGCUGGUGCUCUGCGCGGGCUACGCGCUGCUGCUGGUGCUGACCAUGCUUAACCUCCUGGACUACAAGUGGCACAAGGAGCCGUUGCAGCAGUGCAGCCCCGACGGGUCGCUGGGCGUCGUGGCGGGAGCGGCUUCGGGCGGCUGGGGGCGUCCAGGGCCUCCUCCAGCCGUGCCGCCCCGCGCACACACCCGCUUGGAUCCCCGGACCCCAUACCGCCCGCCCGCCGCCGCCGCAGUCCCGGCAGCUCCGGCAGUCGCGGCCGGGGCGGCGCGGGCCGCAGCCCCGCCAGGUAAUGGCACUCGGGGCGGCGGGGACAAGAGGCAGUUGGUGUACGUGUUCACCACGUGGCGCUCAGGCUCGUCCUUCUUCGGCGAGCUUUUCAACCAGAACCCCGAAGUGUUCUUCCUCUAUGAGCCGGUGUGGCACGUGUGGCAGAAACUGUACCCCGGGGACGCCGUUUCCCUGCAAGGGGCGGCGCGGGACAUGCUGAGCGCUCUCUACCGCUGCGACCUCUCGGUCUUCCAGCUGUACAGCCCCGCCGGCAGCGGGGGCCGCAACCUCACCACGCUGGGCAUCUUCGGGGCGGCCACCAACAAGGUGGUGUGCUCCUCGCCGCUGUGCCCCGCCUACCGCAAGGAGGUCGUGGGACUGGUGGACGACCGCGUGUGCAAGAAGUGCCCGCCGCAGCGCCUGGCGCGCUUCGAGGAGGAGUGCCGCAAGUACCGCACGCUGGUCAUCAAGGGCGUUCGGGUCUUCGACGUGGCGGUAUUGGCGCCUCUGUUGCGAGACCCGGCCCUGGACCUCAAGGUCAUCCAUCUGGUGCGGGACCCCCGCGCGGUGGCCAGCUCUCGCAUCCGCUCGCGCCACGGGCUCAUCCGUGAAAGCCUGCAGGUGGUGCGCAGCCGGGACCCCCGAGCCCACCGCAUGCCCUUCCUGGAGGCCCCCGGCCACAAACUGGGCGUCAAGAAGGAGAGCAUGGGAGGGCCGGCGGACUACCACGCGCUCGGCGCCAUGGAGGUCAUCUGCAACAGCAUGGCCAAGACGCUGCAGACGGCCCUGCAGCCCCCUGACUGGCUUCAGGGCCACUACCUGGUGGUGCGGUACGAGGACUUGGUGGGAGACCCCGUCAAAACCCUGCGGAGGGUGUACGACUUUGUGGGGUUGUUGGUGAGCCCCGAAAUGGAGCAGUUUGCCCUCAACAUGACGAGUGGCUCAGGCUCCUCCUCCAAGCCUUUUGUGGUGUCAGCCCGCAACGCCACACAGGCCGCCAACGCCUGGCGGACCGCCCUCACCUUCCAGCAGAUCAAACAGGUGGAGGAGUUUUGCUACCAGCCCAUGGCCGUGCUGGGCUACGAGCGGGUCAAUAGCCCCGAGGAGGUCAAAGACCUCAGCAAGACCCUGCUCCGGAAACCCCGACUCUGAGAGGGGUUCCGGGGAGACCUGACUCCCUGUGGGGACACCCACAGAAGGAUUGUGGUGUGUUUCAACAAAAAUCAGCCCAGAUCCAAACUGAGGAAGCCCACAUAUUCUGUUAUAGAUACAUCAUAUAAAUGCACAGGCACUCGCUGUCAAUGUUUUGAGUCAUGGAAUUUCAAGCAACAGCCACAGUGCACACACAAUCUCAGAAAAGGCGAGACUUGAAAGUUCUGACCACAGCUGCCCUUCUCUCUCUCUCCUCUACCUUUUCUUCCCCUCUUCCCUCCCCACCUUCCAUUUUGAAGUGGGAUUGUUGAUUAAAUCAAGAUCGGGUAACUGCAAAUCUUGUUUACAAAAUUUUCGUGGUAUCUGUGAACGUGUGGAGGAGUCUUUGGAUGUGGGGGCAGGGGUGGGUGGAGAAAGGGGAAGUGGUCCUGGAGCGAAAGCCCCAUUGGGCAUGCUAAACCAAGGAGGCAUUCUUAUGAAGUAGACUUUUAUGUGAAAAGCAAAGGUCAUACAUGAGUAUUAAUAAAGAAGAGAAUAAAUAAUAUUCUUUUUAAAAAAUAUUUGCCUCCAUUACUCUGGAUUUACCUGUGUUCCUUGUCCUGUGCAGCUUCAGACAGAAGCUUCCCUUGUUCCCACCCUCUUUCCCCCAUCUGUUUCCUAGGGAACAGUGAAGAUGGGUGGGAGCAGCCUCUGACUCCUUGAUCCCUACCUUGGAGUUGUUUUCUCCCAGGUAAACCAUAGCCUGUCCGGUGCCCAGGAAUGGGAACACAUCUUCGAAUUCUGAAGGCAAAAAGCAGGCAGGGCAGUGGAGGAAAAAGCAUGGCACUACUUUCCACUUGGGGCACAGAAAGGAAGAAGUAACCCCUUGAGGGUUUGGAGGCAUUGGGUUUUGAUUACCCUGGAGUUACACUGAGAAACCUUGAACCAGAGACCGAUGUUUUGGUCCUGAGUUUAGUUCAGAAACAGGAUUUUUACUUAAAAGAGAAGUAAGUAGUUCAAAAACCAUCUGAUGGUGUGAACACAAACCUCAAAAAUUAGUGUGAAUGUUUUGUUGGCAAUGGUAGUCAGCAAGUUCUUUGGUUAGAAAAGUGACACGAGUGUCUGAGUUUGGAAUGUUUCUGCCUCUGACACAGUCCACGGAGGCACAUGAAAAGGGAAGUUUUUGAUCUGAGAACUGUAAGGGCGCCCACAGGCUAUCCCCCCUUAUUCCGGGCUUCCUAGCCAAAUUAAUGAAAAGAGAAUGUGAAUUAAUAAUGGUUUACUGGAUGCCUGUGGGGUACAUUGCUUUUCUUUAUCAUGUUUCCUAAAAGUAAAAUUGUGAAGUAGCUACAUGUUCUGACAUUAUAAGGCUUCAACCAAGAGCUUUUAGAUAUGAAAAUAAAUUAUGGGGAGGAGGAAAUGAAAGUGAAUUAUGAGUUAGAAGGUUGGAUUUUGGGAUUUGGUAUUUUCUAGGGGGAAAAACCAUUGCAGUUUUCCUGUAAUGGUAAUGGUGUUGCUGCCGUCCUGAGCCCAUUUGUACUGAAGCAUUCUGCAGAAUAUUGUAUUAUGAUAUAAAGUUAUGAAGCCUAAAUAGGAAUGAGAGUGUAGUUAUAUAUUACAUUAAAUACGGUACAAGUUUAAGUUCAUCGUAGCUAUUUUACUGUAAUUUAUUGUGAGAUUUGUGCAAGCCAGUCUGUACAGGUUAAAUGCUGAGGGUUUUAUUUUAAGGAAAAUAGAAUGAAAAAGAAUAUGUACAUGGGAAAUACCCAAGAUGAUUCUUAAGUAUAAUUUUCAUUACAAUGUGAAAUCUUUAACUACACUGUUAAUUCCGGGAUGAAGCACAGAGGUGUAUUUAGCAGUCGAUUUUAUAACACAGUCUAGAAUGGAUAUUUCUUAAUUUACUAAAAUUGUUUAUAGUGUUGUGUUUAUUAAGCCAGAUUACAGCUAUACCACAUUGAUCAUGGUUUCUAUGAUAUUUUCAUGGUAGCGCCUAUGCUGAAUUAUCUUCAGCAGCAGUAGAAUAUUUGUAACAGCUUUAAUUUAAGAAUAUUUUAAAAAGUAAAUGAACAAAAUAAAUAUUAAUGUUGGAUGACUAGAGAUGAAACAGGUUUAGCAGAAAAUUAAGACAACAUCAUUAAAAAGCAACCGCUCUGAAUAAAAGAAUCAUUUAAAAACAAA
This is a messenger RNA of Dama dama (fallow deer), 4676 nucleotides long. RefSeq names its product carbohydrate sulfotransferase 2 (gene CHST2). NCBI's taxonomy places the organism in Eukaryota, Metazoa, Chordata, Mammalia, Artiodactyla, Cervidae. The coding region runs from base 933 to 2519 and encodes 528 amino acids. The transcript is spliced from 2 exons. The record is from RefSeq and is a predicted model, not a curated record. Gene Ontology annotation, molecular function: N-acetylglucosamine 6-O-sulfotransferase activity. Gene Ontology annotation, biological process: N-acetylglucosamine metabolic process; sulfur compound metabolic process; carbohydrate metabolic process. Gene Ontology annotation, cellular component: Golgi membrane.